Molecule: messenger RNA, 762 nt
Organism: Rhododendron vialii
Lineage: Eukaryota; Viridiplantae; Streptophyta; Magnoliopsida; Ericales; Ericaceae
Product: histone H4
Exons: 1
Coding region: 186-497 (103 amino acids)
Biological process (GO): nucleosome assembly
Cellular component (GO): nucleosome
Molecular function (GO): structural constituent of chromatin; DNA binding; protein heterodimerization activity
Source: RefSeq, a predicted model, not a curated record
GAGGAUCGUCACCUCACCACCCUCCCCCCCCCCCACCCCCCUCCUCACCCCGUUCCCCAAUAUAAACACCACCUCGAACCCAUCUCCUCCCACCCACAACACAACACAACGCAUCUCUUCUCAGAGACUCAAACCCUUCGAAUUUCGAAUCGCUCGAACAACAAGAGAGGUUUCGAAUCGCAGAAAUGUCGGGCCGCGGAAAGGGAGGAAAGGGGCUGGGAAAGGGCGGAGCGAAGCGGCACCGCAAGGUGCUCCGGGACAACAUCCAGGGCAUAACGAAGCCCGCCAUCCGCAGGCUCGCCAGGAGGGGCGGCGUCAAGAGGAUCUCCGGGCUGAUCUACGAGGAGACUCGUGGCGUGCUCAAGAUCUUCCUCGAGAACGUCAUCCGCGACGCGGUGACGUACACCGAGCACGCGCGCCGGAAGACCGUGACGGCCAUGGACGUGGUUUACGCGUUGAAGAGGCAGGGGAGGACUCUUUACGGUUUCGGGGGUUAGGGUUUUGUUUUCUGCCCCUUUUUGGUGUGGGUUAAGUCUUGCUGUCAAGAAUAUUUGGGGGAAUGUGGGGUUAGAAUUUAGAUGUAGGAGUAUGGUUUUUGUGAUUUAGGGUUUGUUUGGAGUUCUCUUAUUAUGUGAGUAUGGUACUUCCAAAUUUCCUGCGUUACUGCCUUUCAGUUUCUGUGUUAGACAUUGCUGUGAAAAUUGCAAUUCCUGAAGUGAUUCUGUGAAUUUUGUGGUAUCAAAUUGAAGUUACUAUUAUCAA